UUGGCAUAUUACAACAAUAUAAUGGCAAACUCCUUUUUGGUUUAGAGGAACCUCAAACACGACAUUUAAUUAAUUCUUUACGUGAUAUAAACUGGCAAGAAUUUUUCAACCAAUGGCUUACUGAACAAUCAACAAUUAUUGAAUUGAAAUUUCAAUUAAAAAAAUUGUAUCCAUCUGAGCAUGAAAUUAAUGAACGUGAAUUUAGAGCUUGGAAAACUAUGUUACGGAAUGUUGGAUGUGUAGAAAUUACACUUUUUGAAAAAGAUCAAUCCAAG
This is a messenger RNA of Dentiscutata erythropus, 275 nucleotides long. Lineage: Eukaryota; Fungi; Glomeromycota; Glomeromycetes; Diversisporales; Gigasporaceae. The record is from the annotation of a GenBank genome assembly.